CUCAACCGUGAGCUGAUUGAGGGCAUCGCCUUCCUCCAUCGGCAAAAGAUCGCGCACCUUGACAUCAAGCCCGAGAAUCUUGUGUACUCAGUCAAAUCUGAGCGUCUUUACAUCAUUGACUUUGAUAUUGCCAUGCGGUGCAAGGAUGUGGACGAGAUGGUGAAGGUGUCCUGUGGGACUCCCGGUUGGAGUGCUCCAGAGAUUGCCCUCAACAAUGAUGAGGCACCUCGCGUUUUCAACCCCAUCAGGGCAGACUUGUGGUCGUGCGGAAAAGUCCUCAAG
Molecule: messenger RNA, 282 nt
Organism: Fomitiporia mediterranea MF3/22
Lineage: Eukaryota; Fungi; Basidiomycota; Agaricomycetes; Hymenochaetales; Hymenochaetaceae
Product: kinase-like protein
Exons: 1
Biological process (GO): protein phosphorylation
Molecular function (GO): protein kinase activity; ATP binding
Source: RefSeq, a predicted model, not a curated record